CAACGCGGCUUGUCUCAGCGCAAUUACGGUUCUUUUAAUCACGAGUAUUUUGUGGGAGGCGUGAGUAUCGCCGUGGCGCGCAAUGUGAAAGUUUCGGAAUAAAGACCGUUGCAUGUAUGUACCUAAUCGGUCGCCUAGUUAUUCUCGAAUUUUUCGAAUGUGAAGAGAAAGGACAAAGAGAUGACAGACUCCUCGUUUAUCGUCGACCUGAACAAGCGAUCGGAGGAUCACUGCGGCAAAGACGCCCUCACUGACGUCUUCGGCUGGUUUCUUCAGGUCCUACUCGCCGCUCUCGCCUUCACAUGCCUUAUUCUCAAAAGAUUCUGCGAACCUCGCUACGAAAGAAGACCUUGGCUCAUCUGGUUUUACGACACGAGCAAGCAGGGUCUCGGUGCCCUUGUCAUUCACCUCGCCAAUGUCUACCUGGCUAGCAGAUUUCAAGGAGAUCCGUGCACGUGGUACAUCAUCAAUUUUUUGCUGGACUCGUCAGUUGGAUUACUGAUAAUUUGGGUUGGCAUUAGGAUAUCGCAAUAUUUGUCAAGGAGAAAGCAAUGGGAGUCCAUCAACUUCGGGGAAUAUGGAAAACCCCCAUCUGUCAACGCAUGGCUAACUCAAUGCGUUUUGUAUGUUCUGCUGAUGAUCGUUGUAAAGAUUUUCAUCACACUGCUGAUUCAGUUAAAUUUUUGGGACCGAGUCAAAGACCUGAUUCUGGCGCCGAUAACGAACGCGAGAGUCGAAGCUGCAGUUGUUAUGUUAAUAAUACCGUUUUUCGUUAAUGCACUGAUGUUUUGGGUGACGGAUAAUUUUCUAAUGAGAAAAACGAAGCAUCUUAGAACAGCCAAGGACCCUUCGUUGCUUCAACGUGUGAAAAUACGUUACAGAAAAAUACGGAAAGAUAAACGUGACGAGUCUGAAUCCGACAUUCUUCUGUCAGCUGACGAGGAACUUCUUGGCGCAAACGACCCCUUACACCGACUUAACAUAGCCACGUAGUAGGAUUGAUUUAGGGAAGAAAUUAUGUCACUCACAGCAUUAUAAUCUCUACUUACUCGCCUGUAAAAGAAGGUGGAAUAAUUUCGUCGUCGUUUCAAUAUUAGAUCUUUACAAUUAUAUUAAUAGCCUAACAUUCAACUGAACUCUGAGGAAUGACUUUUUUUUUGAUAAUUAUUUUUCCAAUUCGAACGAUACUCAAUUAUGUAAAAUAGGUUCUUAUUUAUUUUAUUUUUUUAUUCCGUUUUUCUUCUUAUUUUGCGAAAGGGAUUUGGAUAAACUGUUUAUACCAAAAAAUAUACCGACACAAUAUUAAUGCUAAUUUAUUUAUUGGAAUUUGUGUUAAAUUUGCAUAAAGCUUUUUUGUGAAACUUGUUGCUCGGUAUUCAAAAGUUCGAAUCGUAUGUGUAAGACAUUUUUAUUAGACAAAAAUUAUAACCAGUGUACAUAGAUAGAUAUUAUAUAUUCGAAAUGACUACUGGGUAUAUUACCUAAUAUUUAUCUAUACGUAUAAACGCUCUUGCUCUGUGAAUUGAAAAGAAUAUAAGCUUACAGAAUUAGGGAAAAUAAGAAAAUAACAAAAAAGAUAAGGCAGAAGAAAACAAAACAAAGAGAAUUCUUAUAUCAGCAGGAAGUAUCAAUUAGUUUGAAUAUUUUAUUUCGAAACCUGCUCCGCGUACCUCGAAAAAAAAAACAAAACGAGAGAGCUGUACACACAUGUAGUAUACACAAGGAUAUUAAUGGUAUAUUUUUAAAAGACUGUAUUGUACAGCUAUAACGUUAUAUUUUUAAUACAAGUAGGUAGAAUAGCGAUUUCCUUCAUCUAUAAGACUAUCAAAAGAAAAAAAAAAGACAAGAAAAUGUAACGUUUUCUUCGUACAUCACAAGUCUUGUUGAGAUCGUCAGAUUUCUCCGAAUAUUUCGUCAAUCUAUUCAACUUUUUACCUUCACAGAUAAUUCGACAAUCUCUCCCUUGUUUUAUCUUUAUAAAAAAUUAAACCGUCUAGUCUAUUUCCUCGUGUUACGGUAUA
Messenger RNA from Diprion similis, 2021 nucleotides. Its product is annotated as store-operated calcium entry regulator STIMATE-like. Gene Ontology annotation, cellular component: membrane. The record is from RefSeq and is a predicted model, not a curated record. The transcript is spliced from 5 exons. NCBI's taxonomy places the organism in Eukaryota, Metazoa, Arthropoda, Insecta, Hymenoptera, Diprionidae. Bases 181 to 993 code for a protein of 270 amino acids.